CACACACACUCACAACACAACCAAGGACAGCAUAACAGAGACAGACAUGCGCCCAUUAAAAUGAACAGAAUACAUUAGCCCAACAACAUUUGCGAACAAAGAAAGAACCUUUUGCUUUUUUUCUCUCUCUCCCUCUCGGAAAAGGACUGAUUCUCUCUCCAUCUCUGUCUUUUAUCUUUCUUUUUUAAGAGAUCGUGCUUUUGCUUCUUGUUCUUCUUCUUGGUCUUCUUCUUCCCACCUAUUCACUCACUCACUCACUCUCUGUGUUGGUGAGAUGGGUAUGUCAUGGCUGUGCUGCUGAGAAUGGCUCAGCCUCACAAUGGCAACACCAGCAACACUGUCAACCAGACUUUGGUCCUUCAUGACUUUCUGGGCAUGAAGCCCGCAGCUGAUUCUCCAAAAACCACCGAUGUAAGGUUGUCGGAACCGUCUGCCUCCGCCUCCUCCGCUGGUGGGCGUGGCCCUUUCUCAGCCACCUCCGACAUCGCUUCUGAGAAACAGGUAGGAAACCAUCUUGAGGGAGUUCCUUUCUAUGGCCCGAGGAGUGAUCUUUCUGGUGCUGAGAUCAGUAACAGAUUAGUGGGAAGCAAGAGAAGUAAUUCUGAUUCCGCUUUUACUGGUUCCUCCAGAGAUGCCUUCCAAAUGGUCCCUGAUUCAUAUCAAAACUCACAUUUGAUGAAGGUUCUCCGCCAUGCAGCUGGAGAUAGGUCUAGAAGGCCUAAUGAUGAGGAAAUGUUACUUGGUAUGCAGUCAAUGAAACAAUCUUCUUCUCAGAUAUUUCAGCCUCCCACCAGCACUAAGAUUGAUGCCAAUAAGUGGGAACGAUCUAUUCUCAUGAAUGUUGGCCCUUCCAUGCAGUAUCCACCCCGUGGAGGGCAAUUGGCACCUUUUGUCCACCAAAUGGCCUCAAGCAAGAUCAGGGAUACCAAUGCUGGCCCUUCCUUCAUUUCUCAGUCUGCUGCUGAUGAAGGAUCUAGAACUGGAAUCAAGGGCCCUGGAAUUUUAAGUUCUAUAAAUGUUGCUGCUAUGGGUGCUGAGAAAACUUCUUCUGCUGUGAUGCUUGGUGGCAGCAGGGCAAAGCCUGGAAGUAAUAUCAUAGAAUCAUCCACGCCUCCAAGCAGUCAACCCACCCUAACUUCUGCCAGCCGUCAGAUGACUAUUUUUUAUGGAGGCCAAGCUCAUGUUUUUGAUGAUGUCCAUCCUCAUAAGGCAGAUGUUAUAAUGGCUUUGGCCGGGUCAAAUGGCGGAUCUUGGUCGACUGCCUUCUCGCCUAAAUCUGCUAUAAAAAUGGUUAGUGAUGGGAACUUGCACAGUGGAGAAAAUGAAACAGGUGGAGUGAAUAAUGUAGCCUUCCCACAGGAGCUUCAUGGGAAACUGUCUAUUACUGCAAGUUCUAGCCAUGCCAUGGGGCCUGGUGAUCGAGUAACUACUCCUGCAGGGGCACACCAAGGUAGCGUUUUUGCUAAAGAUACCAGAAAUCCAGUUCAACCAUCAGAUCACAGUUCUGAAGACAAAAGAGGACAAUGAUAGAGUUUGAGAGCAAAAGGUUGUGUUUUUAUUUAUUGGGUGGCUUAACAGUUUUCUCUUAUCUUGAUUCUCUUUGGGGUAUCAUUCACUUUCGUCAAAUUUUCUCCAGAUUUUUC
This is a messenger RNA of Vigna umbellata (rice bean), 1643 nucleotides long. Its product is annotated as protein TIFY 8-like. Gene Ontology annotation, biological process: response to wounding; regulation of defense response; regulation of jasmonic acid mediated signaling pathway. The record is from RefSeq and is a predicted model, not a curated record. Lineage: Eukaryota; Viridiplantae; Streptophyta; Magnoliopsida; Fabales; Fabaceae. Gene Ontology annotation, cellular component: nucleus.